AUGGGCAGUAGCCCUACAAUUCCGUAUUCUGGAUGUACGGAUUGCUACGACUUUUGCUUGCCUGAUUAUGGCGUUCAACGUUUACACAAAUACGAAGAUGACGUAACGAUUGGCAUCAGAAGGCUGAACUGCUUCCGUCUUUAUGUUCCCGAAUGGGCCAAAUAUCAGGUGACUACCGACAGCAAAGGUGGACACUGGUCGUAUCCGAAAAUCAGUCUGAACACUGAACGCGAUAUGAACGGAAAUUGGGCGAAUUGGAGUCCCGUUGCGGGAAAAUGA
This is a messenger RNA of Anisakis simplex (herring worm), 279 nucleotides long. The record is from the annotation of a GenBank genome assembly. Lineage: Eukaryota; Metazoa; Nematoda; Chromadorea; Rhabditida; Anisakidae.